Messenger RNA from Papaver somniferum (opium poppy), 373 nucleotides. RefSeq names its product arginine--tRNA ligase, chloroplastic/mitochondrial-like. The record is from RefSeq and is a predicted model, not a curated record. Gene Ontology annotation, molecular function: aminoacyl-tRNA ligase activity; ATP binding. Lineage: Eukaryota; Viridiplantae; Streptophyta; Magnoliopsida; Ranunculales; Papaveraceae. Gene Ontology annotation, biological process: tRNA aminoacylation for protein translation. The transcript has 4 exons. The coding region runs from base 1 to 327 and encodes 108 amino acids.
AUGAACUUGCACAGCAACCACUGCAAAAUUGAUACCGUUGGGGUUCUCGCCUCCAAGGGGCGUACUGCAUUCCACUUGCAACUUGUCUAUGCCAGUGUUAGUCAGUUUAUUGAUGGUGCUAAAGUAGAUAUUCAAGACAUUAACAGGAAUAAUGUGGUUGAUCUCUUGCCUCAAGAGGCGUCGGAUCUCGCUGUGCAUAUGCAAGGCUUUCCUCUGGUUGUCAAGCAAGCGUGUUUGGAGCUCUCACCAGCAAUCCUCUGCGACUUUCUUUUGGAGGUUGCUGUCGAAAAUUUAGCAAUGUGUCACAUGGUAUUGAAAGCAGGCUGAUCUAUAGUGAAGCUACAAGAGUGGUUAUGCGGCAGUGUUUUCAUUU